AAAUUCAAAAAAAAGAAAAAUCUCCAACCUCGAAUCUACACGUCUCUCUCCAACUUCUCUAUGAAGAUUUUCAGCCUCCCUUUUCACAUGGUCCAUGAAAAUUUCCUCAUUUUUUCUGCUGGUAAAUUAUAUCAUAGCCUGUGAAGUUUCUCGCGAUUUUCGUUUUAUGAUUGGGUUAUUUGAUAAACUUUGUUGUGGCAUGAUUUGGUCAACUGAUUGACAAAAACCCUUCGAGUUGAAAGUUUGUUGUGGGUUUUCCUUGUCUUGUAAAGCUUGCUUGGAACUUGUAUAGUUCAAUCCACUAGUACUUUUGGAUUCGCAAGAGAGUUUGUGAGAGUGAAGAAAAUGAUGGAAGCUUUUCUUGCUUCAGUUCAGAAAAAUAUAAAAUCUGAAGGAGAGGAAGUGAAAUCUGCAAUACUACCUCUAUUGAAGCUUAUAGCGCUUGCUCUCCCCGGUUUAAUUCUUGCUCACCCAAAAGUCCAACUUGUCCCUAAAGCUACUUUCAAGCUCCUUAGUAAGCUUGUUUUUGCUUUGUUCUUGCCUUGUUUAAUAUUCACUCAACUUGGUCCAUCCAUCUCUCUCGAGAAUAUUGUUCGCUGGUGGUUCAUUCCUGUAAAUGUAAUCAUUAGUACUGCCAUUGGUUGCAUAUUGGGUUGCUUGGUGGCGUUUAUAUGCCGGCCACCGAGGGAGUUUGUUCGGUUCACAAUCAUCAUGACUGCUUUUGGCAACACUGGCAAUAUUCCACUGGCAGUAGUUGCAUCAGUGUGUCACAGUUCUGAUGCUCCUUUCGGUCCGGAUUGUUAUGGAAAUGGUAUUGCUUAUGUAUCCUUUUCUCAAUGGGUUUCUGUUAUUCUCGUUUACACACUUGUUUACCACAUGAUGAAGCCCCCAUUGGAGCAGUGUGAGAUUGUUGAUGAAGAGAUAGAGAUUGAGUUGGUGCCUGCUGAUCUCAGUAAGCCUCUCCUUGUAGAAGCUGAGUUGCCAGGAAUAGAAGAAAAGGAAACUGAACAUAGCAAGACGCCUUUCAUUCCUAGCCUCUUCAAUAGCGUCUCUGGCAUUUCACAAACAAAUUUUCCUGAUCUUGAAGCAAUGAAAGAGGGAAGAGAGGAGGGAGGUGAAAGUAGCUCCAAGUCCAUUAGGUGCUUGGCAGAACCUAGGGUGGCUAGAAAGAUUAGAGUUGUUGCUGAACAGACACCAAUUCAUCACAUUCUCCAGCCUCCAACAGUUGCUUCUUUCUUAGCUAUUGUUAUUGGAGUGAUCCCUGCUCUCAGACAUAUGGUUUAUGGUGCCCAUGCUCCUCUUGAAGUUAUCACAGACAGUUUAGGUACGAUGGCUGAUGCCACAGUGCCUUCUGUUAUGCUUAUUCUUGGGGGAAUGCUUGGUGAGGGUCCAAAUGAAUCGAAACUUGGGAUUCGGACCACGAUUGGCAUUAUUGUUGCAAGGCUGUUGGUGCUUCCUGUAAUUGGAAUUGGGGUCGUCUAUUUGGCUGAUAAAUGGAAUUUCUUAAUCGCCGGGGACCGAUUGUACCAGUUUGUGCUUUUGCUGCAAUACACUACACCUAGUGCCAUUUUGUUGGGAGUUAUUGCAAGCUUGAGAGGUUAUGCAGUUAAGGAGGCUUCGGCACUCUUGUUCUGGCAGCAUGUGGGCGCUGUGCUCUCUCUUUCGAUAUAUAUCAUUGUCUACUUUAAACUGCUUUUUUCGUAUAUCUGAGGGUUGUGGGAAAGAAUAUCGUUGCUGAGCUUCCUACAGUGGGAUUCCUUCUUGCUGCCUAGCUGAUAUCAAUGCCCUUCCCGGAAAAAGAAGAAAACAAAGAGAGGUUUAAGUGUAGUUGCACUAGAACAAAGACUGAAACUUUGGGGCAUACGUAUAACUCCAGCUUAUUGAAGUAGAGUUCUGCUAAUUAUGUUAUUUUCACCAUUCUUUUAGCUGUCAUAUUUGCAGAUUCUGUUUAGAAAAAAGUUGCAUGUAAGCUUUAGAUCAUGAACUUCCUAAAUAUUCCCAUAAGUACAUAUAAUUAUCUCAAUAAGAUCUAGGUUUGAAGAAGUCUAUUAAUUCCUUGACAGUCACCAAGUUUGCAGCUUUUAAUUUUGUCAUAUCAUUGUUUAUAUCAUCAAAUAACAAAUGCCAACCUCAUUUCAAACCAUAACUUUUUUUAUCCUCCAUUUAAUGUCAUUAAAAUGGAUAAAUCUUUCUUGAUAUGGCACUGCACUAACAAAAAAAGAAGCUAAAGGCCAUUAUUUAUUCUAGAUUAGAUUUUUGUUUUUGUGCUAUUGAAUGAUUUUAGAUUUGGAAGUUAGCUGGUUUUUUGACAGUUCAAUGUCAAACUUGAUUCAAAAUUUCAACUGGGGUUGUCUUCUUUGAAUUUAAAUGAACCUGCAUCACUUUUCUGGUGGAUCAUGUCCAUGCAUUUAACAAAGACUGAAUCCUUCCUUGCUUGGAAUGAUUGAUUUGUAGCAACAUGACCUUUCAUUUGUAUCUAGAACAAAUAAUGAACUAGCAUUCAUCACGAUCAUGACUGCAUGGCAAUUUGAAAUCUAAAACAUUGAUAUAGUUGACACACGGAUCCUAAUAAUUAAAAUCUAAAAUUAAUUUUUCUGUUUUUGUUAGCAUCAGUAAUAAAUUUUAAAUUGAUGUGUGUUCUAUCCACAAGCCAAUUAUUUUUCUUUCUUUUUUUAUUAUGGGAAAUAGUAGAGGGGUUUGACUUUGGAUGCAUACAGUUUCAUUGUAAAUGUUCAAAUGAAUGUCUAUAACUGAUUCGAGGCAAUGGUUAUGAAGAAGAAUUCAAUUAAUCCUUUAAAAAGCAGAACCAAAAGCAAAGAUGCUAGAGUAUUACUAUAUGUAGUAAAAUUAUUCCUUGAGCUGCACCUUCUUCUUUACAGUACAACCUCUUAGAAAUGAUAACAUAGUUAUUCUCAGUAAAACUUUUAUGGCUUUUCAAGUAAAGGUUUUAUGCAAAGACAGAAAUUCAUGCUAUCAUGACGAAGAUGGAAAGAAUAUUUUCUGUCUUUUAGCCAUGUUCAAUUUUGAGAUCUCCAAUAAUGAUGCAGAUGCGAGAUGAUAGAACUGGGAAUGGAUUGUUAAUGUUGUGUCCAACUUGUUAGGUCAAUUGGCGUUGUUUAUUUUUAGUUUUGCAGUUAUGAAACUGAUUCAGUUUUCACACUGAAUGCCAUGCUGUCUGUAUGAGAAAUGAAUCUAUGCUUUACUUUUACAAUUGCAAGCAUUUUUUCCAGGAUGCUCUUUCUUUUUUUUUUUCUUUGGUCUGAUUUGAAUAGGUUAUGCUCCCCUUGGUUUUAUCACUGUUGUUCACAAUCCUCUACUACAACGGCCUCAUGCUAUUGUAAAUUACAGUUAUUGUAAAUGUUUCAGCUCAAAUCAGAUAGCCAACCGACAUCCAAGAAAGGCAAAUGCAUAGACUGGUUUGUGCUUUUACCUACUGUUUUUAGUGUUGGUGGUUCGGAUUAUUGUUAUGUGAGUGUUGGAGCUUAUAUGCCCUGAAAGAUUACAAAGUCUGUGGAUGCUGAACUGUUAAAAGGAAGUAACUAGAUGAAUUGGACAUGGAUGGCAUCUAUGCCAUUUUGUGUUAUCAUCCACAAUUUUCCAGCAAUAUGGAUAUAGCACGUUCCAUAAGAUUAAUUUGCUGUAGUAUUACAAUUAUUGCUGGACACUGAGUAGUGUGAACUUAAUUUUUAUUAUGAUUUCAUUCCUUUCCUUUCCUUUAAUCUUUGCUGGAUUCUCCUCCUCAGUGAUUUCCAAAACAAUUCUUGCAUGUUUGCAGAGACACUCUGCAGUUUUGCAGGCCCAAGGUAUGGAUGAAGAUGACAUGCCAGAAAUCAAUGACGAAACCCUUCUUGACGAAGAAGCCAUGGCUAGGAGCUGUCAAAGCAUUUGAAGAGUUCAGGCUUUCUAUCUAUGGAGACAAUGAUGAUGAGGAAAGUGCCAUUGGCAAUGGAAAAGCAAACGAUGCCGCCAAAAAAAAAAAAAACCAGUUGCUGAAAAUGCAGCUAAGGAGUCUGCAAACUACAACUGGCCAGAUCUUACUGAUAAUGGACAUGAUACUGGUGUUUCACCUCUGCAGGUAUAGAGCAGUGAAGGGAUUGAAGUUGCUAGGAACCAAGUCAGCCUCAAUUGUUCCUUGAAAACCCUGAAGAUUUUGGAAGACUCUACUGUAUAGACUAGAGCGCAAAAGAGCUAACAUUAAGAGCUGUGAAGCAUUGGUGUGGGCAGAUCUUGAGAGGGAUUCUUUACUUCCAUAGCCAUGACCCCCGCUAUGAUCCAAAGAGAUCUGAAGUGUCAUGUUUUUGUGAAUGGGAACCAAGGAGAAGUGAAGAUUGGAGAUUUUGGCCUUGCUGCACUUCUUACAUAAUAGCAUGCUUCUUACAUAAAAAUAUAUCUUUAUUUUCCCAUCCUUUCUUCAUGGAGAUCUUUCUACUACUAAUCUUUUUUGUAUGUCAUUUCUCACCUAUUUGUGAUCAGUGAUUCGCUUAAUGACGAUUGUGAAUCCCCCGCAGCGAAUCGCGGGGAAAGCCAGCUAGUUAGAUUCCAAACUUUGUUGGUUGUUUGUGCAAGGUAUAAUUAAUAUAUUUAGGAUUCCUUGCACAUGUCUGAAGUCUAGACCAUGCUCAGAUUUGACAGAUGGAGGGUGUCUUUUCAGCAGACAUCAUAGAUAUUUGCUAAAAUGUUCCUGAUUUAUUCUGAAUUGAUUUGCACUUCAACA
Messenger RNA from Populus trichocarpa (black cottonwood), 4714 nucleotides. RefSeq names its product protein PIN-LIKES 2. Gene Ontology annotation, biological process: endoplasmic reticulum to cytosol auxin transport. The record is from RefSeq and is a predicted model, not a curated record. Lineage: Eukaryota; Viridiplantae; Streptophyta; Magnoliopsida; Malpighiales; Salicaceae. Bases 346 to 1710 code for a protein of 454 amino acids. Gene Ontology annotation, cellular component: membrane. The transcript has 6 exons.